Molecule: messenger RNA, 782 nt
Organism: Syzygium oleosum
Lineage: Eukaryota; Viridiplantae; Streptophyta; Magnoliopsida; Myrtales; Myrtaceae
Product: 40S ribosomal protein S11-like
Exons: 6
Coding region: 73-555 (160 amino acids)
Biological process (GO): translation
Cellular component (GO): ribosome; cytosolic small ribosomal subunit
Molecular function (GO): structural constituent of ribosome
Source: RefSeq, a predicted model, not a curated record
AGCCUCCUCGCCUGCCGGCUGCACCUCAAGCGCUAGGCCGCCGCCGCCGCCGCCGCCGCCGCCGCUGCUGCCAUGGAUGCUCAGACUGAGAAGGCGUUUCUGAAGCAGCCCAAGGUCUUCCUCUGCUCGAAGAAGUCUGGCAAGGGGAAGAGACCUGGUAAGGGAGGGAACAGGUACUAUAAGAGCGUUGGCUUGGGCUUCAAGACCCCGAGAGAGGCUGUUGAAGGGACUUAUAUUGACAAGAAGUGCCCAUUUACUGGCAAUGUAUCCAUCAGGGGUCGUAUUCUUGCUGGCACUUGCCACAGUGCCAAGAUGAUGAGGACCAUCAUUGUCCGCCGAAACUACCUGCACUUUGUCAAGAAGUACCAAAGAUAUGAGAAGAGGCAUUCCAACAUUCCCGCACACAUUUCUCCAUGCUUCCGUGUAAAGGAGGGUGACCAUGUUACUAUUGGCCAGUGCAGGCCGCUGUCAAAGACGGUGAGGUUCAAUGUCUUGAAAGUGAUCCCAGCUGGGUCAUCAGGUGGAGGCGGGAAGAAGGCAUUCACCGGGAUGUAAGGGUAGCGGCACAGUUCUUCCAUUGAAGCUUAUUUGUGGGAGUAAUGUUAGGUUCAAUUUUGUGGGUCUAGAUGAGACUUGUUUUGAAUUUUCAUGAAUGGAUUGCGUUACAGUUUCAGUUCUGCUAUUGACUGAAAGGUGCUUUGCAUUUUACUGUGGACUUAACUAUGGUAAUAUAUGCAUGAGGUAUUUGCUUUGAGAGAAAUUAAAGCAUAAUUUAUACACAA